AGCGCGUCACGGUCGAGAUAGCCUGCUGAGGAUGAGCGGCUGACUCAGAUGAGCAAGCAUGGCUCUCAACAAGGCACACACGCUUGCCAAAUUGGCCGAGGAGCAGGCCGAUCAAGGCAAGCUCUUGGCAGCAGUAUCCACCCGUCAACAAGCAGCUGCAGCCUACACGACAGCUAGUCAAGCCACCACCGAUGCAUCGGCUACUGCUAUGCUCCUUAACUUGUCCGCCGCGCAGACAAAGCACGCAGGCGAGCUGCAGUGGCGUAUCGAUAUUUCAUCCCACAAGAGUGACCCCGCUCCCUCUCGGACUGCAGGCCAGAGUCACCGGCAUGGUCAUUUAGGCCCACGGCAACCUACUGCGCCGCGUCGAUCAACCACCGCGCCCGCGCAGCCGUCCAGGCUGCAACAGUCUGUGGCAUCCUCCGCCUCGAGCAGACUGAGUCCGAGCAGCUCGCUGUCCUCUGGCGAGAGCUUCUCGAUGGUCAGGUCGAACGCGAGUGAAGCCGAUCCUUUCAGCCAGUUUAUGCGCAUCAUCGACGAUCUCCAGGACAAGCUCACGAAGCCCGUUGCCUUUGCGUCAGCGCCCAUUUCUGGCAAGCUGAGCCCAGACAGGCGGAAAGUGACGUCCGAUGAGAUUGACCGCCUAACAGAGAGUUUCUUGCUCGUGCCGCGAGAGGUGCCUGCGGCCUUCCUGGUUCGCCCGCAAGCAGAAGAGCGGCCGGUGCAGAUGCUGGCCAACAAUCAAAGGACGGUAGAAGAGCUUCUGAUCGAGAAUGCAUCACUGAAGAGUGCACUCGAUCGAUUAGCGAAAGAGCACGAGCGGCAGAAGAAACUGAUCGCACGUCAGUCGGAGGAGCGUGACUCCAUCAAGCAGAGCGUACUUGACUUGUCACAACAAGUCCGUCGCAGCGUGGACAGUCAGCCUUUCACAGCGCAGAAGACGGAUUUGGCGAGGAUAGCAAAGCUCGAGAUGGAAAGGGCGGAUCUCGAAAAGGCUGCCGCCGAAGGUGCAAAGUACAAGAUGCGAUACAACGCACUGAGAGAAGCGAUCAAGAAGCGCAGGGCUGCCAAGGACACGAACAAGGACUCCGCACAUGUUGUUGACACGAAUUGAUGCACGAGAUUGCCAGCCGAGUCUGGCUUCCAACCGCGUGACA
Molecule: messenger RNA, 1157 nt
Organism: Mixia osmundae IAM 14324
Lineage: Eukaryota; Fungi; Basidiomycota; Mixiomycetes; Mixiales; Mixiaceae
Exons: 3
Coding region: 59-1114 (351 amino acids)
Source: RefSeq, a predicted model, not a curated record